Messenger RNA from Penicillium vulpinum, 192 nucleotides. RefSeq lists its product as uncharacterized. The record is from RefSeq and is a predicted model, not a curated record. The transcript has 3 exons. The coding region runs from base 1 to 192 and encodes 63 amino acids. Lineage: Eukaryota; Fungi; Ascomycota; Eurotiomycetes; Eurotiales; Aspergillaceae.
AUGCAUUUCUAUCAGAGCUUCCUGACCCUCUUGGCCUUCGGAGCCUCUCUCGCAACGGCGCAGGUCCUCGGUGGUGGGGGCCGAGUCCAUGGCCCGGUGUCAUUAGCUUGCCCGCGUCAUUCACAGUGCACCUCCGAUGGAAGCGGAUGUACCGGGUCUCUUUAUGGUGUCGUUGCAGAUCAAUGUACCUAG